Molecule: messenger RNA, 1876 nt
Organism: Plasmodium vivax (malaria parasite P. vivax)
Lineage: Eukaryota; Apicomplexa; Aconoidasida; Haemosporida; Plasmodiidae
Exons: 2
Coding region: 605-1876 (423 amino acids)
Source: RefSeq, a predicted model, not a curated record
CACAUAAAUUUGUUCAAUUUAGGCAUUUCUUUUUCAUGUGAUUGAAUAAAUUUAAAAAAUUAAUUGAUUUAACCCGUUUAGUGAUGAUGAUAAAAAAAAAAAAAAAAAGGAUUUUCUAAAAUAAAAUAUUUUUCCUAAAGCGAAAAUUUCUCGAAUAAUUUAUUUUAUUUAUAUUGUAAAAAAAAUAUAUCAUAUAUUUAUAGUAUAUGUUUUAUUCUUUUCAUUUCCGUAAUUUAUUCACCACGGCGCUGCUUUAUUUUACGUACAUAUAAUAAUAUACAUAACUGCGUUAUAUUGCCGUGCUAGCUGCGCGAGCGGUUUUUAAUUAAAUCGAAACUGUGGUUUAAUUUUUUAAGCUGAACAAAGCGAAAAAAAACUACCCACGGGAGUAUAUAAAUAGUAUAUUAUAUAUCAUAUUAUUUAUCGUAUAUUUUACGUAUCGCCAUCCCUGCGCAAGGCAAAUUGCGGCCCCUCUGAUUUCGCGCCACUUUAGAAAACGACACAGAUAGAUACUGCUUGUUCAGCAAGAAGAAAAGUCAAAUCCCCCAGCAGAAAACCUUCUCCCUCUUUCAAAUGAAUCAUAACAAUUCUACUGUGAAAUCAUAUGGGAGAAAUAACUAAUAGAUUUGCAUUCCUUUUUGUUAAAUUCUUCACCUUAGCUCUGUUCAUAUGGACAUGGCAGUACUCCGAUAAGUCUGUCCGCGAUUCCUCCGCUGCCAAAAACCGCGCGCAAAAUGGAAGCGCUCCGAGUGGUCGACCCAACAGAUUGCUCUGCAAAGGGCCCAUUGCCACAUCCACAAACGAGCCAGAAAAUAAAAAGUUAAAAGAAAGAGUUAUAAAAAUAUUGAAUGAAGAUGACAGUAACCUUGGUAAAAUGCUAAACAACUUGGUGCACGAUUCCAGUUUCGAAACGGAAUUUAAUGCAUUGUUACUUGACAAAGGAUUCGAAAAACAGUUUAACGAAUUAGUUAGUGACACCAGUUCGGAAGGAAACAAAUCCAGCUCCUUACAUUCAUUGAGUACCUACGAUGGAGGCGAUCUAACUCCUAUCGGUUUCGCUGACUACCCCGAACCUUUCCAUUCAACAACAGCUAGCCAAAUUCUAGAAACAGAUUUCACUUCCCAAAGUUAUGAUGAAAAUUUAGAGAAAAGAUUCCAUCCAACAAUACCUACCCUAGAAAAUCCACAAUCGUUUAACCAGGAACCAAAAAAAUCCGAAAGCGUUGAUCAACUUAUAGACGAAAUAAAGAAAGCUGAAAAUGUGGAAAAGAUGAUUGAAAUUUUGAAGUUUUAUGAAAAUAUCGAAGGUAUUGUUAAGAUGGCCGAAAAAACACCAAGUCAACAAGGAUCACAAAGUUCGGGAAGUAAAUCACAGGGAGAAUCCUCAUUGGAAACCGUAUUGAAAUCCGCAUCACAUGCAGAUUUGGAGGCUCAACUGCAAGCACAGCUGCAGGCCCAGUUGCAAACGCAAGUUAAGGAACAACCUCCAGUGAGAAAAAAGAAAAACAAGGUAAAAUCGAUAUUCGGACUUAUAUUCAAAUCGAUCAAAAAGGCAGACAAGAAAUACGAAAACCAUUUGAAGAAACUUAUGACUACGAACUAUAGCUUUCUCAUUAAGAAUGGAAAAAUGACAAAGGCAAAAUACUACCUCGACCUUUUGUUAGCCGUUUCGCCAGUCAUUGCUGGUGGUAUCAUUGUGUGCUCUAUGAUAAGCCCUGGUUCAGUAUUAUCCAUCCUUCCUGGCAUCUUUAUCGCUGCCAUAUCCUUGCUUUACUUCAUGUUCAAAAUGUGGAACUGCAAGCGCAUGUGCAAGGGACCAGGCAGAUUUAAGUUCCGCCAAAAGUACAAGGAAGUGAUGAACGUUUUGAAGAAGUAG